AUGCCAGUUGAUAAUUAUAACGAUGACAAAAGCUACAGACCGGUGCUACGACCUCGUACACAGACGUUCGUCAAUCUGUCCAGCAAAUACUCUACCCUCCCGGAUUCGUCUUCAUACUCGACUUCAUCUUUCAUCUCUCCGUACAAGCGAGAAGGCUCCGGUAAUGGUCGCAUUACCACCGCGUACGCAAUACGAGUCACGGCUGUCAAUAACCACAGAGACGGAUUGCUACGCACGCAUAUUAUGGAUGAAAAGGAUAACAAUAACGCGGCUUCUGUCCGGGUUGUGACAAUAAAAAAACCACAGGUCGUUGACAAGCCUCUUCCCGUGACACCGGUCGCGACGCCGGUUAAUGUGAUAGAAGAAAAGACGCGAGACCCGAGUCACCCAAGACCUGACGACAAGAGGGAGUCGAGAGUCAAACCCAUACUCCGCGAGACUUGCAGUAGUAAAAUGCCAUUGCCAGGCAUUGUCGAGCAGGCUGGGGAGCUCGAUGUGUUGGACAUUGAAGGGAACCCGGUCCCGUUUCGAAAUCUGUACUUGCCCUCCCCUGACCUGACAGAGAAAGCAAGGCAAGAAAAACCCAUGGUCAUCUUCAUUCGGCCUUCCUUCUGCUCUAGACUACGUCGAGGCUUCGUCAAGACUUUCCUGUCAUCGCUGAAAGGCACUGCUGCUACUCUCCCGAAAAACAGCAGAUUGACCGUAGUCUGGUGUGGCAGCUAUGUCCGGCUUAGGAGGUUAAUAGAAUCGACACAGUGCUCGUUUCCGAUUUACGCGGACCCGAAUGGCCGGAUAUAUCAGCUGCUUGAAAAGACAUGCACAGCAACUGGCGGAGAGUCAUAUCGUGCAGCCGCGCAGCAGCAACAACAGCAGCAGCAUGCUUCUGUUUCCUCAUACUUACCAACAGCAGCAUUGACCAACCUGGUUCAGGCGGCUCGGUUGAUUGGGGAAGGCAAUCCUCUGAGUUCUAGAGACACGAGACAUCACGUCGGAGCGGCCUUUCUCUUUGAGACCAGCGAGACAGUCAGAAUCACCUGGUCGUAUCGUAUAGCAAAUGAUUCGGCUCAUGCAGAAGCGGAUGUCAUAAGGCGAGUGCUGGGAGGCAAAGGUGUCCGAGAAGAGAAACAAGCAAAAUUAUCCACGAAAAGCUCCGGGGGGAGUGAAAGCACAUUCAAUUGCAUAUAUGGACUGCCGAAAGCGAGAAGUUCUCAUCGCUGGACGGUCUCCUGCACAGAAGGCGCCGAGACGUGGCGACCGCGGAUUCUGUGCCUGGCCUAUUAA
Molecule: messenger RNA, 1281 nt
Organism: Talaromyces atroroseus
Lineage: Eukaryota; Fungi; Ascomycota; Eurotiomycetes; Eurotiales; Trichocomaceae
Exons: 2
Coding region: 1-1281 (426 amino acids)
Source: RefSeq, a predicted model, not a curated record